AUGGCUGUGCAUGAGAUCCGGUCGUGGGAUGCGAAGUUGGCUCUCAUCCUACAGAAGCUUGAUCUGAUACGGGAUGACACCGUAAUCUUACCCUCAAUGUCUCUUUCGCAGCAGAGAGUGGAAGUGUCCACUACAAUCGACAAAACGGCAAAUCUGCACAUCCUGUCCCCCAUCGAUGCCCUUCAACUUCGACAAGCAUACUCCAAAAGACACACUGCUAGACUGACCAUUCGGCUCAACGACGUCUGGACCUCCUUAAUCAUCAAAUCAUGGAGUACGGCACCAUUCUCCAAGACCCUCCUGAUACGAGGAUCCUGGCCCAGCAAGAACGACAUAGACACCAUCGGCACUGAACUCACGACCUUCGCACAGAGCGGCUCCCGCCCAUCCUUAAUGGUUCUAUGGGCAUUACAGCAGAAGACCUCAGAGUCAACAGAGAAGAUCACAUGGACAGAAGCGCUAAGAUACCUAGCAGGCCAGGCCCUCAAACACAACGCCACCGCAGUCUCGGCAUCGUUCUCCAACCACUUCCACCUCCUCAACGUCGCCACCGCAUCCAGCACGCAGGACUGGGAGAAUGUCCUGAUCAAAUCGCUGCUCGGCGUGCCAGUGACAUACAUGGUCAUCGACCUGGAACUCAUCGAAGACGAUCUCCUCGAAAAGGAAAACGUCGACGAUAUCACGGAAAGUAUCAACCGUCUUGUAGCCGCCAGUCCUUCUGCGCUCAAAUUUGCAAUCAUCAAUCAACGCCGACAGCGAUCAUUCAACUUGGCGGAGUCCUUAUCGCUGGACGUGGAUGCAUUCAAACGGCGAGGCAAAGCUUCACCUAGGGCGACGCGGGUUUCGAAUCGCAGGGCUGCAGCAGGUCGUUCCCGUGUGUCACUGGCUUUUCGAUCGAAUAAUAAUAGACGAACUGGAAAUCCAUAG
Messenger RNA from Zasmidium cellare ATCC 36951, 927 nucleotides. RefSeq lists its product as uncharacterized. The record is from RefSeq and is a predicted model, not a curated record. The transcript is spliced from 2 exons. The coding region runs from base 1 to 927 and encodes 308 amino acids. NCBI's taxonomy places the organism in Eukaryota, Fungi, Ascomycota, Dothideomycetes, Mycosphaerellales, Mycosphaerellaceae.